Messenger RNA from Acipenser ruthenus (sterlet), 989 nucleotides. RefSeq names its product acetylserotonin O-methyltransferase-like. Gene Ontology annotation, biological process: melatonin biosynthetic process; methylation. The record is from RefSeq and is a predicted model, not a curated record. Lineage: Eukaryota; Metazoa; Chordata; Actinopteri; Acipenseriformes; Acipenseridae. Gene Ontology annotation, molecular function: acetylserotonin O-methyltransferase activity.
AUGAAUUAUUCAAAUGAUAUUGAGUACCCAAAGAAGAUAUUGAACUACAUGGAGUGCUUCUUGGUGUCCAAGCACAACGCUAACAGCAUUGUAUUUCUUUCCAGAGAAGGGAAGAACCAAUAUGAAAAAGCGUUUGGUGUCAGUUCAGGUGACCUCUUCGAAGUCUUGUACAGAAAUGAUGAAGAAAUGAUUACAUUCACGAAGCUCAUGAACUCGGUUUGGAAUAUAUGUGGUAAAGAUGUGGUCACAGCCUUUGACCUCUCACCUUUUAAAAGCAUAUACGAUCUUGGGGGUUGCAGUGGUGCAACCUGGGUGUGCAAACAGUGUGUGUUUGCAUACCCAGAAUCCAUGGUGACAAUCUUCGAUCUCCCUAAGGUUGUACAAAUGGCAAAGGAGCACUUUGUGUCAUUGGAUGAGAGGAGAAUUUCAUUCCAUGAAGGAGACUUCUUUAGAGAUCCCAUUACUGCCUCUGACCUCUAUAUCCUGGCUCGGAUUCUUCACGACUGGACAGACGAGAAAUGUCUGGAGCUGCUCAUCAAAGUGAACAAGGCGUGUAAACCAGGAGGUGGGUUGCUGCUGAUUGAAGCCUUAUUGAGUGAAGACAAGAGCGGUCCUCUAACAACCCAACUCUACUCACUUAAUAUGCUGGUGCAUAUUAAGUAGGGGUGAGAAAGGUCUCCCUCAGAGUACAUCCACCUCAUGGAAGCAGCAGGAUUUACAGACAUUCAGGUCAAGUGGACUGGAAAACUGUAUGAUGCUGUUUUGGGAAGAAAGUAAACUGGCCUUUUAAUUGCUUUUAGACUGCCAUGGUUCACUAACUUACUCUCUGUUUAUGUGUUUUGGGCCUAAAUUAAAUUACUGUAUCUCCCAUUAUCAUCUACUCACCAUUAGGUGUAGUUUUUGACAUUGAAAAUCUCUCCUUUUUAUGGACUGCCAUAUAUCAAGACCAUUUUUAAUUUACUUUGAAAAAAGCGUUUUCACUUUCGUUU